GCUGAUGCUGUAUCUUAUUGUAAUAAAGUUGAUUAUUAUCUAGAUCUUACAGUUACUUGCAGAAUGACUUCAAUUAUUCAAAAUAUUGAAUCACCUUCACAUAAGAUUUCAACUGAAAUGAAUAUCGAUGAAAACUCUAAAAUCUCUAAAAUUACUUUGGCCGAACAGAUUACUUAUUUAGAGAAAGAUUUCAUACUCGUGGUUAAGAGCAAAGAUCUUGAUCAACCUAGAGCUUUCGUUGAAUAUAAUCCCGAAACAGAAACCAAAUGUGUGAUGUUAACAUUAAUCCCAAAAUUCGCGUUAAAUACAACCAUGACCGAGUUAGUUUUCGUUGUUGAUAGAUCAGGAUCAAUGAGCUACGAACCUAUGAAAAAGGCUGCGCAGGCACUUGAAUUAUUAUUACGUUCGCUGCCUGAAGAUUGUUACUUUAAUGUG
This is a messenger RNA of Funneliformis caledonium, 435 nucleotides long. The record is from the annotation of a GenBank genome assembly. Lineage: Eukaryota; Fungi; Glomeromycota; Glomeromycetes; Glomerales; Glomeraceae.